This is a messenger RNA of Cervus elaphus (red deer), 2199 nucleotides long. RefSeq names its product protein phosphatase, Mg2+/Mn2+ dependent 1N (putative) (gene PPM1N). The transcript is spliced from 5 exons. Gene Ontology annotation, molecular function: magnesium ion binding; protein serine/threonine phosphatase activity; manganese ion binding. The record is from RefSeq and is a predicted model, not a curated record. The coding region runs from base 619 to 1875 and encodes 418 amino acids. Gene Ontology annotation, biological process: protein dephosphorylation. NCBI's taxonomy places the organism in Eukaryota, Metazoa, Chordata, Mammalia, Artiodactyla, Cervidae.
GCAAUCUGGAGUGAGGGGGCUGGGCCUGUAGCUAAGAGGCGGAGCUAGAGUCCAGUCGAGAUAGCAAAUAUUUGGAGCCACUGUAUGUAUGAAUGGAUGGGCGGGACCUGGAAGAGAAGCGACUGAAACCCGGGGACUAGACAGAGAACGAGAGGUCGAAAUAAAAAAGUUAAGGAUCGAAAGCUUUUGAAACCCAGGAUGGGACCACUGAUAUGGGAGAAGAUUGGACAGAGCAGGGCUGGGUAUCCGGAGCCGAGUGUUGUGUUGAGAAUACAGAUUCUAGAAAUCGUUUCCCAAUAACACUGGUUACUUCUGUGACACGGCUUCCUCUCCGGUAAACCGGAGAUGAUGAUGUAAAAUUAUGUGUAGCUAUGGUCAGUGCUAGAUUGGCACUAUUGUCAUUUUUCUCUGAUCCAAACCCAAAGCCUCGCUUUGAAGAUGCGGAAGAGGGAAGCCCUAAGAGUUCAACGCUUUCUAGUGACUUGAGUGCAAGUCAAGGGCAUAGGAAGGAGAUUUAGGUGGUUUAAGAUGUCACAAGGCAGGGGAUUAGUGAGCGGGUGGGGCGGGGAUGGUUAGCAGGUGCAGAGGGUGGAGCCUUCCUGAUCCCCAGGCCGAAGGAUGGCGGCCCUUGCCCGCCUGCUGGAACGUCUCCUUUGGCCAGCCCGCAAGGAAGAGGAGGUGGAGGAAGAAGAGGAGGGAUGCAGGUCUCCCAACCGGCCUCAGUCCCUCCUAGACGCGCCGCGUUGCGCCCAGCGGCCGCACGGGGGUGCGGCGGCAGCGUGGGGUCUGCGCUUCGGGGCUAGCGCAGUGCAGGGCUGGCGCGCACACAUGGAGGACGCUCACUGCGCUUGGCUUGCGCUACCCGGGCUGCCCCCGGGUUGGGCCUUCUUCGCAGUCCUCGACGGCCACGGCGGGGCAAGAGCCGCCCUCUUCGGCGCGCGCCACCUGAAGGGCCAAGUGCUCGAGGCGCUGGGCCCGGCGCCCAGCGAGCCCCAGGGCGUGUGCGAAGCACUGCGCCGCGCCUUUCUGAGCGCAGACGCGCGCCUGCGUGCCCUCUGGCCCCGCGGCGAGCCGGGUGGCUCCACCGCUGUGGCGUUACUGGUUUCCCCGCGCUUUCUGUACCUGGCGCACUGCGGUGACUCCCGCGCGGUGCUGAGUCGCGCCGGCGCCGUGGCCUUCAGCACCGAGGACCAUCGGCCCCUCCGUCCCCGAGAACGUGAACGCAUCCACGACGCGGGCGGCACCAUCAGCCGUCGGCGCCUCGAGGGCUCUUUGGCAGUGUCCAGAGCACUGGGAGACUUUGCCUACAAAGAGGCUCCGGGAAGGCCCCCAGAACAGCAACUCGUUUCCGCGGAGCCUGAGGUGACCGCCCUGGCACGCCAAGCGGAGGACGAGUUCAUGCUCUUGGCUUCUGAUGGCGUGUGGGAUGCGAUGUCCGGGUCUGCCCUAGCGGGACUGGUGGCAUCGCGCCUCUGUUUGGGCUUGGCCCCAGAGCUUCUCUGCGCGCAGCUGUUGGACACGUGUCUUUGCAAGGGCAGCCUGGACAACAUGACCUGCCUCCUGGUCUGCUUUCCAGGGGCCCCCAGACCUUGUGAGGAGGCCAUCAGGAAGGAGGUACUGCUCGAUGCAGCCCUGGGACGCAGAGUUGCAGAGCUGUGUGCCUCUGCCUCAGAGCCCCCCAGCUUGAACACAGUUUUCAGGACUCUGGCCUCUGAGGACAUCCCGGAUUUACCUCCUGGGGGAGGGCUCUACUGCAAGGCCACAGUCAUCGCUGAAGCUUAUUCUCAGUUCUGCCAGGCCUCAAGACAGCGCUGGGUGAAGGGGCAGAAAGGGGCUGAGGAACCCACUGCCCAGCUGGGACCUCAGCGGAAUUAAGGAAGAGAACUCCCCUUCCCCAGUUAUGCAGACCAGCGGAAGGAAGAGAAGCUGAUGGAGGAACCCCAGAACGUUUAUUUCCCUUUCUCCUACUUCCCUCUCAUAAGACGUCUUAUGAGAGAGGGGAAAUUCCACCCACCAGCUAGACCGAAAAAAAAAAAAAAAAUCCAAACCCCAAAACCAAAUGUCUAAUAAUUAGAGCUGACUGGACCCUGAAAAACACCCAGUUCAAUAACCUUCUCUUCGCUUCCUAUUUUUCAUCUAUUUGGCAGGGAGGUUGGGGAAAGUUUUUAUGAUUAAAUUUUAAUUACAUAAUUCAAAAUA